AUGAAUGCACCUGGAAAUAAUCAAAUGAUUGCCCCAAAAAUUCAAAAGCAAUUGGUGAAUGCUUGUGCAGUUGAAACCACAAAUAUUAUUCUAGCUGAUCUUGGAGAUAGAUGGUUCACUUUACUACUUGAUGAGGCUCGUGACUGUUCAGUGAAAGAGCAAAUGGCAGUUGUUAUUAGAUAUGUGAACAAGCAUGGAGAGGUGAUUGAACGAUUUAUGGCUGUAGUUCAUGUUGCAACAACUACAGUUGCUUGUUUGAAGGAGGCAAUCGACUCUUUAUUUGCUAAGUAUGGUUUAUCAGUGGCGAGAUUGAGGGGUCAAGGAUAUGAUGGUGCUUCAAAUAUGUCUGGAGAAUUUAAUGGCUUAAAGUCACUGAUAAUGAAAGAAAAUCCGUAUGCGUUGUAUGUUCAUUGUUUUGCUCAUCAACUCCAGCUAGUGGUUGUAGCGGUUGCUCAAGCAAAUCAAUAUGUUUGUGAUUUCAUGUGGAUUGUUGGUUCGAUUGUGAACACAUCUGCAUCAUCUUGCAAAAGGGCCGACAAACUUCGACAACUUGAACAUGAUAGAAAAGUUAAACUUCUUGAAAGAGGAGAGAUUAGUUCUGGUAGAGGACUAAACCAAGAAACUAGUCUAGCUAGACCUGGAGAUACACGAUGGGGGUCUCAUCAUUCAACUUUAUGUCGUAUUGAACAAAUGUGGCCAUCUGUUAUAGAGGUUAUCGAUAUUAUUCUACAGGAGAUGGAUAGUCGUUUCUCUGAAACAACUACAGAUUUGUUGAUUUAUAUGUCAUGUCUUGAUCCUAGGAACUCGUUCUCUAGAUUUGAUGUACAGAAGUUAGUGCGUCUGGCUCAUUUUUAUGAGGAUGAUUUUUCUUGGAAUGAGCGUAUGUUGGUUGAACAAGAGCUUGAAACAUAUAUUGAUGACGUCAGAUCAGAUGAACGGUUUGAAGACAUUUCAGAUUUGGGAGCUCUUGCAAAGAAAAUGAUUGAAACAAUGAAGAACCGUGUGUUUCCUUUGGUUUAUCCGAUGAUUGAGCUAGCCUUACUUCUUCCAGUUGCUACUGCAACUGUUGAAAGAGUGUUUUCGGCAACGAAUAUUGUCAAAACAGAUUUGCGAAACAAGAUUGAAGAUGAAUGGAUGAAUGAUAGUUUGGUAGUAUAUAUCGAGAAAGAUGUUUUUAAUACGACCGACAAUGAGUCAAUUUUACAGCGUUUUCAGAACAUGGAGUCUUGA
Molecule: messenger RNA, 1230 nt
Organism: Zingiber officinale
Lineage: Eukaryota; Viridiplantae; Streptophyta; Magnoliopsida; Zingiberales; Zingiberaceae
Product: zinc finger MYM-type protein 1-like
Exons: 2
Coding region: 1-1230 (409 amino acids)
Source: RefSeq, a predicted model, not a curated record